Glycine soja is the source of this 983-nucleotide messenger RNA. RefSeq lists its product as uncharacterized. The transcript has 2 exons. The coding region runs from base 157 to 663 and encodes 168 amino acids. Gene Ontology annotation, cellular component: endoplasmic reticulum. NCBI's taxonomy places the organism in Eukaryota, Viridiplantae, Streptophyta, Magnoliopsida, Fabales, Fabaceae. The record is from RefSeq and is a predicted model, not a curated record.
CCUUAUUUAUUAAUUGAUAAUUAAUGGAAGAGGAGGAUCAUACAAUACAAUACAAGGAUUCAAAUUCGAAUUCAAUCCAGCACCAACAAGAUCCCUCUUUUCCAACAAACCCAUCAUCUCCCAUUCACCCCUUUAUUUGAAAGAAGGAAUAAUCAAAUGGGUGGUUGCGUUUUGAAGCUAGUAGACGCCGUUCUGUUUCUGUUCUUCCUCCUAAUAGCGGUGGUGGCUCCUCUGAUCGACGCUCAAACGUGUCUUCCUCUCUCUUACUUCCCCGACAUCCUCGUCCAGCUCAAGGAACAUUACACCAAAGACUACGGCGAUUACCUUGUCGCCGAAAAGCCGCACUUUUUCGUAGGCCUUGUUUGGCUCGAGCUUCUCUUCCAAUGGCCCCUUGCACUCCUCAGCCUCUACGCCAUUCUCACUUCCAAGCCUUGGUUCAACACCACUUGCUUGAUCUAUGGUGUCUCUGUCACUACCUCCAUGGUUGCUAUAUUAUCAGAAAUGAUGAAUUCCAAGAGGGCAUCUGAGAAGCUAUUGACAAUUUAUGCCUCUUUCCUGGGUUUGGGUGUACUGGCUUUGCUGCGAGGGUUGCUGACAUGUUCAUCCAAAUCAUCUUCAGCUCUAGGCAAAAGAUCUGCGUUGGCGAGGAAAAAGCGAGCUUGAAAUUGUGAGAUUGAAUCAAACAUGAGAAAAUGGAAAGAGGAGCAUAGUUAUAGUGUGACGGGAUGAAGCAUGCCAAGGUCCCCUCCGUUAACCAAAUUUUUGUAUUUAACUUAGUCCCCUUUGACAGAUUUUGUAUCACGAGAACAUCAAAUUCCAUCAGGUUGCAUAUUUGCUAUGAGAAGAAAUAAAAUGCUAGCUAGCUACUUGGAUUAGUUGGUGUUGGUGGCAACAGAUUCAGAUAUAAAAAGAUGAGACAAAGAGCAAACAAAUCAGAAAAAGAAUACAUAUAAAUAAAGUGAAUUCCCUGCAUAUUUGUGAUA